AUAACUAACUCUUUUCUUCUUCAUAGUAGUAGUACUCCAAAAACCCUAGCUAGAGUUUCGUCCUCGCCGCCAUGGCCACCGCCGCAGCACGUCCCCUUGUAACCGUCCAAGCCCUAGAAGGAGACAUGGCCACCGAUGCAACAACCACCCUCCCCAUUCCCGAUGUCAUGCGUGCUUCAAUCCGUCCUGACAUCGUCAAUUUUGUCCACUCCAACAUCUCCAAUAACAGCCGUCAGCCUUACGCUGUCAGCCGUCGUGCCGGUCACCAAACCUCCGCUGAAUCAUGGGGAACCGGUCGUGCUGUUUCCCGUAUCCCCCGUGUUGCCGGUGGUGGAACUCACCGUGCCGGACAGGCUGCAUUCGGAAAUAUGUGUCGUGGUGGUAGGAUGUUUGCUCCAACCAGGAUCUGGCGCAGGUGGCACCGUAAGAUCAACGUUAACCAGAAGCGUUACGCGGUUGUUUCCGCCAUUGCUGCUUCCGCAGUCCCUUCACUCGUUCUCGCUCGUGGUCACAGAAUCGAGACUGUUCCCGAGUUUCCUCUCGUAGUUGGUGAUUCAGCUGAGGGAGUUGAGAAAACAAAGGAAGCUAUCAAGGUUCUGAAGAAGAUCGGAGCUUUUCCCGAUGCUGAGAAAGCGAAAGACAGCCAUGGAAUUCGUCCUGGAAAGGGGAAAAUGCGCAACCGUCGAUAUAUCUCUCGUAAGGGUCCACUCAUUGUUUACAGUACUGAAGGAGCUAAAGCUGUGAAAGCUUUCAGGAACAUUCCUGGUGUUGAGAUAACCAAUGUGGAGAGGUUGAAUCUUUUGAAGCUUGCACCUGGUGGACAUUUGGGUAGGUUUGUGAUUUGGACCAAAUCUGCGUUUGAGAAAUUGGAUUCGAUUUAUGGGUCGUUUGAUAAGCCUUCUGAGAAGAAGAAAGGGUAUGUUCUACCUAGGGCUAAGAUGACGAAUUCUGAUUUGACUAGGAUUAUUAAUUCUGAUGAAGUUCAAUCUGUUGUGAGACCUAUUAAGAAGGAAGUUAAGCGUGCGACUCUUAAGAAGAAUCCUCUUAAGAAUCUUAAUGUUAUGCUUAGACUUAAUCCUUAUGCUAAGACUGCUAAGAGAGCGGCUUUGCUUGCUGAGGCUCAACGUGUUAAGGCUAAGGCAGAGAAGCUUGAUAAGAAGAGGAAGACUGUUUCUAAGGAGGAAGCUUCUGCUAUCAAAGCUGCAGGAAAAGCUUGGUACAACACCAUGGUCUCAGAUUCUGAUUAUACCGAGUUUGACAACUUCUCCAAGUGGCUGGGGGUUUCACAGUGAAGUCCAUUUAUAUGUUUGUGAUAGGUUUUUUUGUUUGGUUUUUUAUUGUUUCCUGGAUUUAGGUUAUUGCACAUUAUGCAUGCAUUAUGGAAAUUUUGGUCGUUUUGUUUUAGUGCAAACUGUUUGUUGCACCUGAAUAAUCUAGCUUGUGUUAUUUUUUCUAUAAUCUUUUAUCCUUUCUCUCGCCAGGUAAGCUACAUAUCAGGUGGCUACUGGUACGAGGCCCUCAUUAAGUUUUGGGAUAUUGAUGGCUUAAAUAUGUUGUCUUUUAUCUUUUGCUCUAAA
Messenger RNA from Vicia villosa (hairy vetch), 1577 nucleotides. RefSeq names its product large ribosomal subunit protein uL4. NCBI's taxonomy places the organism in Eukaryota, Viridiplantae, Streptophyta, Magnoliopsida, Fabales, Fabaceae. Gene Ontology annotation, biological process: translation. Gene Ontology annotation, molecular function: structural constituent of ribosome; RNA binding. The record is from RefSeq and is a predicted model, not a curated record. The transcript is spliced from 2 exons. Bases 72 to 1292 code for a protein of 406 amino acids. Gene Ontology annotation, cellular component: cytosolic large ribosomal subunit; ribosome.